GCUUACUGGACCUUGAACAACCGGUCCCUCUACGCCUUGAACCUUGCCGCCCGGAAGGGGGCGGUCUUGACUGCCUGGGCGCUGCCAUUUGAGGAGAUGUGCCCCGUGACAGCCAAGUUCGUCCAGCUUCGGUGCAGCUCCUUGAUGGAGGGCGAGGAUGCAGAAG
This is a messenger RNA of Effrenium voratum, 166 nucleotides long. The record is from the annotation of a GenBank genome assembly. NCBI's taxonomy places the organism in Eukaryota, Dinophyceae, Suessiales, Symbiodiniaceae.